AUGUGUUCGGGAUACUUUCGCGGGAAAGACGUUUUCGAUCCAGAAGUGGUCAAUGUACGAUAUGAUAUGCCAUCCGCUGUACAAGUCGUGCUUGGUUGUGAGGAUGGGAAUAUAUACAUAAUGGAAGAUUAUAUGAUACAUAAUAUGUUGAAAAUAGACAAUCCAAUUACGGAUGUCAAAAGAUUCAGACCACAUGAUUUGGAAAGCACUGAAACAGACUUUUUAGUUUGCAUUGGACAUUUUAAUGAAGUCCGAAUCUUUAAAGAUUGCGAGCUUUUCCGUUCCAUCAUAACAGACGAUUUAGUCUCUACUAUUGAUAUUGGUGAUACUAAUAAUGAUGGUCGUCCUGAGCUAAUAAUUGGAAUGUUGAAUAAUACAAUAGAGGUUUAUGGCUACGAUGAUGAUGAGGAUGGUAACAAACCAUCAAUGAGAUGA
Molecule: messenger RNA, 435 nt
Organism: Ambispora leptoticha
Lineage: Eukaryota; Fungi; Glomeromycota; Glomeromycetes; Archaeosporales; Ambisporaceae
Source: the annotation of a GenBank genome assembly